Messenger RNA from Syngnathus typhle (broad-nosed pipefish), 2145 nucleotides. Its product is annotated as myelin protein zero-like protein 2. Gene Ontology annotation, biological process: cell-cell adhesion. The record is from RefSeq and is a predicted model, not a curated record. The transcript has 5 exons. Lineage: Eukaryota; Metazoa; Chordata; Actinopteri; Syngnathiformes; Syngnathidae. The coding region runs from base 261 to 1097 and encodes 278 amino acids. Gene Ontology annotation, cellular component: membrane.
GAAACUAGCAAGAGGUACACGGAGAAAGAUUGAGUAGGCAGAGCAACAGGUUAUGCAAGAAGUCUGCAUACACCGCCCAUCAGGUGUGUUCUUGCCUGCAGAGGUGACUCAAGAUUUACACGGUGGGAGUGGAGAAAAGCAGAGUUUCACUUCACGGACUCUUUUUUUUUCCCCCCGUUUGUUUUUGCAACCUUUUGGAACAUACAUGCCUGCCCCCGUUCUAUUUUCACAAAGGGACUGUCCGCGUUGAGACGGCAUCAAUGUUUGCCAGUCUCAUGUGUCCGACGUGGUUUCUGCUUCUCCUGGGAGGUUUCGUCCUGUUCGGAGUGGCACGGGUUUCAGGAAUUGAGAUCUACGCACCGUCAGAGGUGGAGGCGGUCAACGGCACUACGGUUAGACUCAAGUGCACUUUCCGCUCCAGUCACCCUGUGUCGGCUCAAUCCGUUGUCGUGUCCUGGAACUUCCGUCCACUGAAUUCUAAAAGAGAAGAAUCGGUGUUCUACUACCAGGAGGUGGCGUACCCUCCUAAAGACGGCCGCUUUAAAAACCAUGCGGUGUGGUCUGGAGAUGUUUCAAGAAGUGACGCCUCCAUCACCCUGCUUGAAGUGCCUCCAACAUUUAACGGCACGUACAUCUGCAACGUACGAAACCGCCCGGAUGUGCACGGCGAUAACCGGGAGACUACCCUCAGUGUCGUCACCAAAGCUACCGUCUCCGAGAUUACCAUCCUGAUCAUUGCAGUUGUCAGCGGCUGUUUGUUUAUCCUGGUCCUCCUCAGUAUUUGCUUUGCCGUGAAGUUGUACAAGAGGAAGCGCAGGAGCGAAGACAUGGAGAUGCACGCGCAGGAGCCUAAUCACUUGGACCCCGAGCUCAAGCCCAAGGAUCCGGAGCCCAAACCCAAGCCCAAACGCAAGGACCCGACCGUGUGUAAACCCGCGGAAGCAGCUCAUCUGAUUCAUGUGAAGAAACUGGAAGUUGUUAGCUCAGAUGAUGACGAGUCUGAGGAGAGCAGUGACGAUGACGACGAUGACGACGAUGAAGACGAAGAUGAUGACGACGACGAUGAUGACGAUGACGACGAUGAUGAUGACGACUAAACCUGAUGAUGACUUGGCACUUUUGAGUCGUUGGACUUUUGCCCACCACAAGUGGUAUGAAUUUUUGGUGGAACAAGGUACAAAGGUUUCCCCUUUGUAACGUUACAAUCCAGGCAAGUUUACCUCUACACUACCAGGAACUAUUAAGCACAAUUUUUUUUUUUAUACAAAGAUUUUCUUUACAAAAUUUAAAUCCAUUCUUUGCAUCGUCAUGAGCAGGAAUCAUUCCACACUAGGGGUGUAACGAUACAUCGAUACACAUCGAUUAAUCGAUAUAAUGCUCUACGAUUUAUUGGAAUCGAUGCUAAAGGUAAACAUCGAUUUAUACCGCCGUGUUUGACCUCGGACAUUAGACGCGACUUUAUUUUGAAAUCCAGUUCAUUGUUGCUUGCUUCCUCUUUCCGGGAGCAGUGCGCGGCGUUGUUGUGUUGUGAACAGAGCAGGCACGUGAAAGGGGAGUCGACAACUAGUACGCGGCUCCUGGGCUGGCGCUAUGGCUCGUGUCCAAAAAGACGAGGAAAUUGGCUCCCCUUUAGGCUUCAAGUCAUUCUUUGGAAGCACUUUGGAUUCCAAAGAAAAGAUGACUCAACGGACAAGACACGUGCAGUUUGUAAAUCCUGCCAUGCGGUGAUCAAAUAUUCAGGGAGCACAAAUCUCGCCGCACAUUUAAAGAAAAAACACGACAUCAAAGUUCAGUGUUAAAGUAAGCAAUUUGUAUACUACAAUACUCUUGUAAUUUCCUAAAUAAAGAGUUUGCAGUACCUUGUUGAUUUUGCGUAUGAAUUGUUAUAAAUCAGGAUAUUGUCCUAUAUUUUUUAUUAAAAAAAGAAAAUCGAUCGUAGAGCACUAUAUCGCGAUAUAUCGUGAAUGAAUCGCAGCAGGCUUUAAGAUAUCGGCAAAUAUCGUAUCGUAGUUCUUUAUAUCGAUAUUAUAUCGUAUCGUGACAAAAGCCGCGAUUUACACCCCUAUUCCACACAUGGUUACAAGUCAGGCAAGUUUACUCCCACACUACCAGAAACUAUUACGUAAUAAAUCUCUUCUACAAAUA